UUUUGAUAGACGUACGAAUCUAAAUAUUAAAAAAUGGCAGAUGAGGAGCUUGAAGAAGAAGAAAAUGUCGGAGAAGGAGGAGAAGGUAAGGAAAUAUAUCCCUACGGAGAGUACGAAGGAGGAAGGGACGAUCAAUUAGAUAGACAUGGGUUCGGAAGUGCUUUGCUUCCAAAUGGUGACAUUUAUGAAGGAGAAUAUUAUCACGGAAAACGGCAUGGGCGUGGAAUGUACUGUUUUAAAAAUGGCUCUAGAUAUAGUGGAAUGUGGAAGAAAGGGCUUAAACAUGGAAAAGGAGAAUUUUUAUAUCCUGAUGGUACAAAAUAUAUAGGGGAUUGGAGGAAAGAUUUUAAACACGGUUAUGGAACCUACUAUUAUGUCAACGGAGACACUUACGAAGGCUGUUGGUAUCAAGGUCUACGUCAUGGAUUGGGGACUUAUACAUUUAAAUCGUCCAAUGUUACACAUUAUGGAACUUGGAAAGAAGGAAGAAUGGAAGGUCCGGGAAUAAUUAAUUAUCCACAGUACAGAUUUCAUGGCUCCUUUGAAAAAAAUCUUCCUAAAGGUCCAGGUUGCUUUACUUUUGAUGCCAAAUAUAUGCAGCAUGGUUUCUACGUCAACGUUCGUGACCCCAAAUUUGAUUAUGUAGGAUCCGAGGAACUACAGCUAUCCAAUAAUGAAGACGAUAAUGAAUAUCGCGGAAAUCCAAAAGGAAUCGUUCCAAUCUGGCGUGCAAGAACUGUAACAGAAUAUAAAUCUGAACUACUGCCCCCCGAACCUACUCCAAUUCACGUUAAGGAAGAAGAAGAUUCACUUAUCGAUAUAAUCGAUUACCUUCAAAAGUACGAAGAAGUUGGUUACAAGGGUGAAGAAGAAGAAGAAUACGGAGCAGUGCCGUCUCCUGUAACUCAAGAUGUGGUAGAGAAUAGUCCAGAUACGGAGUUAUUGAACGUUUGAGUAUUGUUAUUUUUUUAUAUUAUUAAUCACUGUUUAAGGAACUACACAUAAUUAAACUAUUAA
Molecule: messenger RNA, 1017 nt
Organism: Diabrotica balteata
Lineage: Eukaryota; Metazoa; Arthropoda; Insecta; Coleoptera; Chrysomelidae
Source: the annotation of a GenBank genome assembly